Messenger RNA from Cooperia oncophora, 432 nucleotides. The record is from the annotation of a GenBank genome assembly. NCBI's taxonomy places the organism in Eukaryota, Metazoa, Nematoda, Chromadorea, Rhabditida, Trichostrongylidae.
AUCAUCAACAGUUCACAUCGAUGGAUUCUUCCUGUUCUCCAAUGGGUAGUGCCAACAGUAUAUUCAAUCCCACUUCUCCUCUUCAGUAAUGCCACUUUUGUGAGUUCACAGGACAUGGAGGUGCUGGCUGAAAGACAAAGUAUAACGAUUGCUACGUCAAUGACAGCUCUUUUCGUCUCCAUCACUUUCAUACUGUGCAGCUUAUGCUAUGGAACCAUAUUGAGAUUUCUGAUCAAAAACCGGAAGAGUAGCAGCGUGGCAAUGAAGCGAGAGCGUCGACUGUGUGUACAGUUUUUGGGCCUUUUUGUCGGCUUCGCACUCUUUGUCGUUUUUUACAGUUUGCAAUUCACUUUCUCGCUCCAAUCCAAUGUAAGUGACAUGACAACUACAGCAUGUGUGAUGACCCUAAAUCAAUUUACACCUUCCCCAUAG